This is a messenger RNA of Epinephelus lanceolatus (giant grouper), 2356 nucleotides long. The record is from RefSeq and is a predicted model, not a curated record. Lineage: Eukaryota; Metazoa; Chordata; Actinopteri; Perciformes; Serranidae.
CUUAAGCCCCGCUCCUCGAGGUGUUAGGUUGGUCUCUGUUUGUGUCAGUAAACAAACAUUAACUCGGUGUUUUAUCAAACCUUCAGAUUCGACAACUCACAAUGCAGGCCUGGAUUCCUCCGCUUCUGCUUCUCGUGAGUUUUCAUGGCGCCUCGGCAAGGACUCACUCUCUGAAGUAUUUCUUCACUGCGUCUUCUCAAGUCCCAAACUUCCCAGAGUUUGUGAUUGUUGGGUUGGUUGAUGAAGUUCAGAUGUUCCACUAUGACAGCAACACCAGGAGAACAGAACCCAAACAGGACUGGAUGAACAGAGUCACAGAGGAUGAUCCUCAGUACUGGCAGACACAGACUGACAUUGCUGUGGGUGACCAGCAGUCCUUCAAAGCCAACAUUGAGAUUUUAAAGCCACGCUUCAACCAAACUGGAGGUGUCCACAUUGUCCAGUUGAUGUAUGGCUGUGAGUGGGACGAUGAGACCGGAAAAACUAAUGGUUUUCGUCAGUAUGGUUAUGAUGGAGAAGACUUCAUAUCAUUUGACCUGAAGACAGAGACAUGGAUCGCUCCAAAUCAACAGGCUGUCAUCACCAAACACAAGUGGGACAGUAACAAAGCUCUGAUAGCUUCUUGGAAGAAUUACGUCACUCAGAUUUGUCCUGACUGGCUGAAGAAGUACGUGGACUAUGGGAGGAGCUCUCUGCUGAGAAAAGACCGUCCCUCAGUGUCUCUCCUCCAGAAGUCUCCCUCCUCUCCAGUCAGCUGCCACUCUACAGGUUUCUACCCAAACAGCGCCAUGAUGUUCUGGAGGAAAGAUGGAGAUGAGCUUCAUGAGAACGUGGACCACGGAGAGAUCCUCCACAACCAUGAUGGAUCCUUCCAGAUGAAUGUUGACCUGGACGUGUCAUCAGUCCCACCUGAAGACUGGAGGAGGUAUGAGUGUGUGUUUCAGCUCUCUGGUGUGAAGGACAUCAUCACCAAAUUGGACAAAGCAGUGAUCUGGACCAACAGAGAGAAACCCACUGACAUGACCGUCCCCAUCAUUGCUGCAGUGGUUGUUCUUGCUCUCGUCCUCAUCGCUGUGAUCGGAUUUGUCAUUUACAAAAAGAAGAAUGCCAAACGCCCUCCAUCUCCUAUAAGCAACCCUGAGGUGUUGGAGGAACUGAAUCCAAAUGCAUAAAUGGCAAACACACCAUCCUGCACACAGUUUAUGGAUACAUUUUGCACUGGAUCACGGAGCGGUGUCACCACAUUCUCCUCCAUAAACUGAGAAUCCACCAGUUAUUCAUCAAUCAUAUCAUAAACUGAUAGAAUCAAGGUUGGGAAUUAAAAAAAACAAAAAUGUGAAAAAUUAGUUGGCAAAUAUCAUGAAACAUAAAUGGUGACAUGAAAUCAUUGCUCAUCCUCUAAUAAAAUAUUGCCUUAACUGUUGGUAAAUCAAAUAAGCACGAUUAUUUUUGGAGAAAAGUAAAAUACAACUUUCAAAACAAUGAAAACAUCACAGUGCUCUUCACACAUACAUAAUAAAGAUUUGUGUAUAACUUUAAAACCAAUCCACCAUAGUUACAGUUUGAUGCUUCUGCUGUUGGGCUUUUCUGGUUAAUGUGUUAUUGGUAAUUCAGUUUCAACCAGUUGAGAGUUUUCUUUACUAUUUAUACUGAGAAAGUCAUUAUUUGGUUCUCUGUCUGUAUUCGAUCACUGAGGGCAACACUGCAAAUCAAUCAGCAACAUCCAAAAACAUGCUAUGUAAACUGGACACUCUAAUUGGACACUCUAGAUUUACAGUAGAUGUCAGUGUAAAUGGUCAUCUAUCUGUGUUACUCCUGGUAAUAAACUGUACUCCACUCGACCCUCAGCGGGAUGAUUUUUUGUAUCACUGUUGUGAAUCACACGUAUCACAACAUGAAAUCACACAAACAAUGAUAGGUUGUAUCAAUGUUGCCCACCCCUAUGCACACACAUACACAAAAUAUAAACAUCAGUCCAAAUUUAUUUUCCAGUUCUGUAAAUACUCUGUUUCCUUAAAAGUGAUAACAUGUUUGAUUUUACUCAAACAGAAACAAGUAAGUUAUGUCGUUGAGGUUUUUCUUAAUUAGGAGUAUGUUGUUGUUUUUUUGUUUCAUUAUAUCUAUCUUUUGAUGUGUUUUAAGCUUCUCAGCACACUUAUAGAAAUGUUCUUGAAAAUAUUUGCUACUAUUAUUUGGGGACAAGGGAUGUUUUCCCUCUUGGUUUUGUAACCAUAAAGAAAUUGAACAGUGAUGUUCCAAAUCACUUGUUGUGUUGGUUAAGUCGGUGAUUGUCAGAUGAAGUUGCCUUGCUUUUUGUACUUUUGAUUUGCUUUUCAAUAAAGUGUCUAAAAUUCCA